AACGCGCUGGUGCUGAUCAGUUGUUCGGUAGCUCUGGAACGCUUCAAGUCCCCUCAUUUGCCUCAAAACAAAAAAAAAAAAAAAACAAAAAGAAAACAACACACAAAAGAACAUCCAAGUUAGUAGUUUAAAAGUGUCUUGCCUUUAAGAAAAAAAAGAAAUAUAUCAAUAUAUAUUCAAAUUUAAUUUAACGAUCCAAAAAGUUUCAGUUAAGAAAAGAUCUCAAGAAAACAAAGAAAAUUUUUCGAAGUGUCUUUUGAAGUGCUUUAAAAGAGUGACAUUAAAAAAAAUAAAAAGAAUAAGUGCUUUAAAAUUAUAAAUUGUCAUUUUGUAUAUAAAAAUAUCUAUGGGAUUGUGGAGAGGAAAGUAAGAGUGAAGGUUUUGUACUAAAAAAGAAAAAGAUAAAGUAAAUGGAGUGUGGUGUUGUGUCUAAGUGGGAAGGUUUCAGUGGGAUAUGAUAAGUAUGGAAUUGCAGCCAACUUCGGUGCAUAUGGCGCACCUAAAUGCGGCGCCGCAGGGUGCCACAGCGGUACCGGCUCCCCAUCAUCUGCAUCAUCAUCAUCAACAUAGUCAGCAUCAUCAUAUGCAACCUCAGCAGGGUCAAUCGGCCGAUGGUAUAAUGCAUAUGCAGCAACAGCAGCAGCAGCAACAGAUGCAACAAGAGGAAAAGCCAAAGAAAGAUGUUCAUUCGGUGCAGGGAACAAUGGGAGGCGGUGGAGAUGGUCACGGAGGUGUCAAUCAACUUGGCGGUGUCUUCGUCAAUGGACGACCCCUUCCGGAUGUUGUUAGACAACGAAUAGUUGAACUUGCACACAACGGAGUUCGACCCUGUGAUAUUUCACGCCAACUGAGGGUCAGUCACGGCUGUGUUUCCAAAAUUCUGUCCAGAUACUACGAGACUGGCAGCUUCAAAGCCGGCGUGAUUGGAGGUUCUAAGCCGAAGGUGGCCACACCACCAGUUGUGGACGCCAUUGCCAACUACAAACGCGAAAAUCCAACGAUGUUUGCUUGGGAAAUUCGCGACAGAUUGCUGGCAGAGGGAAUUUGUUCGCAGGACAAUGUUCCCAGUGUAUCAUCAAUCAAUCGAAUCGUGAGGAAUAAGGCAGCUGAGAAGGCUAAACAUGUACAUCAUCAACAAACGAGCCAACAGACACCACCUAGCGGCGGUACGGCAUCUAGUGGUGCCACUAGCGGUACAACGAAUGUUUCUGUCAUCACCCACGCCACUAGCGCCAUCAUCCAACCCCAAACACCCGGUUCAAUGGCACCAAAUGGCCAAGGUGAUAGAUCAUCUGGCUACAGUAUCAAUGGUAUCCUCGGGAUACAGCACACAACUGAUCCCAAUGGCAACAGUAUCAAGCGAAAACGAAUGGAUGAUCACGUAGCUAAUUCCAUCACUCCCUUAGCACCAAUUGCAAUGCAAGAAAUGAAAAUUAGUGCGGGAAAUCUAAUUGAUCCCUCAAUGUCUCCCUACCAAAUAUCAGCCAAUCAAGAAUCGGGAGUAGUUCAUCAAUUUGGACCACUGAGUCACAUUGGGGUGGUUAUGAGUACAGAAACAGCUGGUAAUGCAUCACCUGACCUUCCAAUGACCUUGGUAUCAGCCACAGAUUCACAGCCACCUGACAAUUGUUCACCGGCUGCCCCGACAAAUGGCCAAGGAGAUCCAGAUGAUCAUGAUUCAUCCCUCAUUGUCCUACAGCCCUCAACUCCCGGCUACUCAACGAUGCUUCCCAGUUUUACUCACUAUCCUCAAGGUGCAGCUGCCUCCGUUGUACCAAGUUCAGACUACGCCUACAGUUCUCCUGGGGCCUAUCAACAGUACGGUGGGGCUCCCUAUUCAUCCUACACCUACGGUUCCAGUGCUCCAGGUGGCCUUCUCAGCAAGUGAACGUCUCUCGCUGCCGAAAUCGUCCAACGACACCGCUCGACAACGACUUUUUGGCAACUUUCGACGCUCAAAUACUCCUGGAAUUUUUUUCCCAACAAAAAAAAAAGAAAUAUAGAUGGCGCGCUGAAUUUUUUUUGAUGAUCGCCUGGGACUUUUAGCAUAUCGGACAACAACAACAACAACAACAAAAAAUUGCAUUUCGGAUAUUAUUAAUAAUUACUAAUUAUUAUACUAUUAUUAUUUUAAAAUUCCUUCCACGAUACUCUCAAAUUUUUCUUGAGAUCACUUAAGAGACAAAAAGAAAAGAAAAGAAAAAAAAAACAGAAGAUAGAAACAGAACCGUUUAUACUCAAAUGGAUUACUUUUUUUUGUACUUAAUUUUUUUUUUGGAGACCUUUUUUACAUUAGAAAUAUGUUCUUUUUUUUGUAAGACCUCAACUGUCUCGUUUGUUUUCCUUUACAUAUAUAUAUAUAUAUAGUUUUUUUUAAUUGAAUAAUUUAUUUGAAAAACGAACAAAGAAUAAUGAAGAUGAAAAAAAAAAAACGUUGAUAAACACUCAACUUCUCAAAACACCAAAGCUAUCGGAUUACUUUUUAAUAAAGUAUUUUUUUUUUAAUAAUUAUUACUAUUUUUUUUAUUAGGAAAUGUUAUAAUUUAAAAAGAAAAUUGUUUUUUCUUUCUUUUAAUUCAAAUUGGGAUAAGCAAGAGGAAGAAAAAAGAAGAAGAAAUAACGUAAUUUAUUUUAUCAUAUCAAUUUGCAUUAUUUAAUUUUAGUUCUUUUCUCUAUUAAUUAGAUAAUAAAUACAUUUUUGUGAAUAUUUAAUUUAGAAUUUUUGAAGAUUAUUCAUUUUGUCCAGAAAUAAUCUUAAGGGAAUGAGAAAAAGAAAUACUUUGGCAGAAUAUAGAGAAAUAAUAGCAAUGGGACAGAGAAGGAGAGAAAUUGAUACUAUUUAAGUACUUAAUUAAGGCCUUAAAUGGCUUCUAUUUUGAGGAAUUGAAGGACAAUGAAAUAGCAUGAAUUUACCUUAAUACUAAGUACUUAAUUAAGGACAUUCAGUGGAAAAAUCUCAG
Molecule: messenger RNA, 2960 nt
Organism: Phlebotomus papatasi
Lineage: Eukaryota; Metazoa; Arthropoda; Insecta; Diptera; Psychodidae
Product: paired box protein Pax-5-like
Exons: 10
Coding region: 455-1888 (477 amino acids)
Biological process (GO): anatomical structure development; regulation of transcription by RNA polymerase II
Molecular function (GO): DNA-binding transcription factor activity, RNA polymerase II-specific; RNA polymerase II cis-regulatory region sequence-specific DNA binding
Source: RefSeq, a predicted model, not a curated record